AUGGGUGAUCCUCCAUCUGCUCAUAAACACGAUCACUACAGCACACUUGGAAUUCCUAGAACUGCUACACUUUCCGAGAUCUGCAACGCAUACAAAGUUCUUGUGAGGAAAUGGCAUCCUGAUAGGCACCAUUCUAACAGAGCUGAAGCUGAUACACAGUUUCAGAACAUCACUGAAGCGUAUAGGGUACUCAGUAGCAAGAAAAGGGAAGAAAGUGCAAUACCUAUACCAUCAGAUAAUGAUUUAAAAACACCAAAAUCAUCAAAGACUAAGAACAAAGAUGAUGAGUUUUAUAUCUCCAGCCCUAGGAGCGCAAGUCCCCCACAAUCAGAGAUUAAUGCGAGCCACCACAAAUCAUCAAAAAAGAAAAAGAGCAAGAAAAGCAAGACACCGAAACGAGCCCAUGGCUCCCCAAAAAAUGAAAGUGAAAAACCUUCUUUAUCAAGAGUAGGGACCCAAAAAAGUAACAGUAAUCCUAUUAUAUAUUCACAAUCCACUGCUCGGAGGAAGCCUCAACCUACCGAGAAAAAGCUUGAAUGCACACUUGAAGAAUUGUUGCAAGGAUGUGUUAAGCAUAUCAAGAUCACAAGAGAUACCAUUUCCGAGAACGGGCAUAUUGUUCAAGAAGAGGAGACACUGAGGAUCAGAGUUAAGCCAGGAUGGAGAAAGGGAACCAAAAUUACAUUUGAAGACAAGGGAGAUGAAAAACCAGGAAGUCUUCCAGCUGAUAUAAUUUUUGUAGUUCACGAGAAAAAACAUCCUAUUUUCAAGCGAGAAGGAGAUGAUUUGCAGCUCGGAGUUGAGGUCCCUCUAAUUGAAGCUUUAACUGGUUGCACCAUCACUGUCCCACUAUUAGGAGGUGAAGAAAUGACUUUGUCAUUAAACGAGAUCUUAUAUCCAGGUUAUGAAAAGGUCAUCCCAGGACAAGGCAUGCCCAUACCAAAACAAGAAGGAAGAAAAGGUGACCUCAGACUAAAUUUUCUUGUGAAGUUCCCUAGAGAGUUAAGUGAUGACCAACGCUCUAAUGUCAAAUAUAUAUUGAAUGACUGUUCUUGACUAAUAACCAAAAACAUUCUCUUAAUGUCACUUCUCGCACAUUUCAACUUUCAAGGUUGACUAAGGUUAUUAGUUAUCUUAUAGUGAAAACCAUGUACAUAGUUCAUUUAGCUUUUAACCAGUACUUAUGCUCACCUUUGUUCAUAAUCUCAUGCAUGAGAGAAAGCAA
This is a messenger RNA of Daucus carota subsp. sativus, 1225 nucleotides long. RefSeq lists its product as uncharacterized. NCBI's taxonomy places the organism in Eukaryota, Viridiplantae, Streptophyta, Magnoliopsida, Apiales, Apiaceae. Gene Ontology annotation, cellular component: cytosol. The coding region runs from base 1 to 1056 and encodes 351 amino acids. The record is from RefSeq and is a predicted model, not a curated record. The transcript has 3 exons. Gene Ontology annotation, molecular function: protein-folding chaperone binding.